Molecule: messenger RNA, 717 nt
Organism: Symbiodinium natans
Lineage: Eukaryota; Dinophyceae; Suessiales; Symbiodiniaceae
Source: the annotation of a GenBank genome assembly
AUGGCAUGGGUGCUGCCAGUUCUGACGGAGGAAGACCUGAACCACAUCGCAGCACACAAGUAUCGCCCCGGUGUUUACACACCCUUGGACAACGCCUUGAGCCCUUUCUGGCAGAGAAUUGCGGAGGCCCUGCCCCGCUGGCUGGCUCCAAAUGCGAUUACCUUCAUCGGCUUUGCGCCCUUGGUCCUGGUCUACACGCUGUCCUGGCAUGCCUGCCCCUUCUGUGACGUGGCGCCGCCUCGAUGGCUGGCCCUGAGCUACGCGACAGCCCUCUAUUUCUACCAGACCAUGGAUGCUGUGGAUGGAAAGCAGGCCCGGAGGACUGGCUCCUCCACCCCUUUGGGCCACCUGGUGGACCACGGCUGCGACUGCCUCACCGGCAUGUCCCAGCACGCGGCCUUGUCGAUGAUCCUGAUGCCCGGAGACAUGUACUGGGUUCUCCAGUGCAUGCGGUCUAUCCAGACCCCCAUCUUCCUGGCAGCGUGGCAGGACCGGCACACGGGCUUCUUCCCUACCAGCAUUGGCCCUAUCGGCGUCACCGAGCUGCAGUACGCGCUGAUGUCGCCGAUACUUCUGACAGCCAUUGUCGGCCCAGAGGUGUGGCAGUCCUGGAUGACAGCCACCGUGGAGCUUCCCUGGGCAUCCGAGACAAUUCGGCUCCUGAUCAUGAAGGCCACAGUGCAGCUGCAUGUAAGUCCCUGUUCGCUGUAUUUUUGA